Myxocyprinus asiaticus (Chinese sucker) is the source of this 4546-nucleotide messenger RNA. RefSeq names its product EH domain-containing protein 4-like. The record is from RefSeq and is a predicted model, not a curated record. Bases 166 to 1806 code for a protein of 546 amino acids. Gene Ontology annotation, molecular function: GTP binding; protein binding; calcium ion binding. The transcript is spliced from 6 exons. Gene Ontology annotation, cellular component: cytoplasm; plasma membrane. Gene Ontology annotation, biological process: endocytosis; endosomal transport. NCBI's taxonomy places the organism in Eukaryota, Metazoa, Chordata, Actinopteri, Cypriniformes, Catostomidae.
ACAGCGUCACAGCUGGACAGCACGCGCAGAGGACAGACGGGUGUCACGUCUUUAUUUACAAAUAGAAGAAAAACACAUUGGACAAAGUUUUAAAUUCCUUGAAUAUAGAAAAGAGGAACUAAGGUUACACAACGUAUAAAAGAGAGCUUCAAAAGGAACGGCAACAUGUUCACUUGGGUAAAUAAGGAACAGGGUGGAAGGAACAAGGAGGGCGAUAUGUUUCAGACCGUGACUGAAGGACUCCAGAGUCUUUAUUCCAAGAAGCUGCUGCCUUUAGAGGAGACGUACCUCUUCCACGACUUCCACUCACCUGCACUGGAGGAGGCGGACUUCCAGAGCAAACCCAUGGUCCUCCUGGUCGGACAGUAUUCCACAGGGAAGACCACUUUCAUAAGGUAUCUUCUGGAGCAGGAUUUCCCAGGGAUGCGAAUUGGCCCUGAGCCAACGACAGAUGGAUUCAUUGCUGUGAUGUAUAAUGAGAACGAGGGGGUCGUUCCUGGAAAUGCCUUGGUUGUAGACCAAAAGAAACCUUUCCGGAAACUCAAUACCUUUGGAAACGCCUUCUUAAACAGGUUCAUCUGCUCGCAAAUGCCCAACCAAGUCCUGCAUAGCAUUAGCAUCAUUGACACCCCGGGGAUCUUGUCUGGCGAGAAGCAACGCAUAAGCAGAGGCUAUGAUUUCACAGAAGUUCUGCGCUGGUUUGGAGAGCGAGUGGACCGUAUCAUCCUCCUCUUUGAUGCUCACAAGCUGGACAUAUCCGAUGAGUUUUCUGAAGCGAUCAAAGCUUUCCGUGGACAGGAUGAUAAAAUCCGUGUGGUGCUAAACAAGGCUGACCAAGUGGACACUCAGCAGCUGAUGCGGGUUUAUGGUGCAUUGAUGUGGUCACUGGGGAAGGUGAUCAAUACACCAGAGGUGGUGAGGGUCUAUCUCGGCUCCUUUUGGGCCAAGCCUCUCCAAAACGCAGAGAACCGCCGCCUGUUUGAAGCUGAAACACAGGAUCUCUUUAGAGACAUCCAAAGUCUUCCUCGAAACGCUGCCCUGCGUAAACUUAAUGACCUCAUCAAAAGAGCUCGUCUUGCUAAGGUGCAUGCUUACAUCAUCAGCUACUUGAAGAAGGAGAUGCCAUCCCUGUUUGGGAAAGAGAAGAAGAAGGAGGAGUUGAUUGCCCACCUGCCUGAGAUCUAUCAGAUGCUGCAGAGAGAGCACCACAUCUCACCUGGAGAUUUCCCUAAUGUCAUCAAAAUGCAGGAGCAACUCCAACACUACGACUUCAGCAAGUUCCCGUCGUUGAAGGUGAAGUUGAUUGAAUCUGUGGACAAGAUGUUGUCAACCAAGAUCUCAAGUCUGAUGAACAUGAUCCGAGAGGAAGAAAGUAAACUGCCACCUCAGCUGGUAAUGGGUGGAGCCUUUGAGGACUCUUCUGAUGGACCUUUCGGCCAUGGUUAUGGUGAGGGUAUCAGUGCAGGGGCUGACACUGAAGACUGGAUCGUAAGUCGCGACAAACAUCGCUAUGACGAGAUCUUCUACACCUUGAUGCCUAUCAAUGGGAAGGUGACUGGCAUCAAUGCCAAGAAGGAGAUGAUGAAUUCCCGCUUGCCCAACACUGUACUAGGAAAGAUCUGGAAGCUUGCAGACUGUGAUAAAGAUGGGAUGCUGGAUGAUGAAGAAUUUGCUCUGGCUCAGCACCUUAUUAAGGUCAAGCUGGAAGGAUUUGAGCUCCCAACUGAGCUACCAAUUCACCUAGUGCCUCCAUCACACAGGAAGAACCCCACUGCUGACAUAUUAUACAAUCACCAGGAGGACUAAUCACUUUACCUGCCGGCGCCCAUUUAUAGAGGUUCCUUCAUACUGUAUAUGUAUAGUUAUCAUCCAGCUGCUAGCACAGUGUGGCCUUAAAUUAGAAUAUUAAAAUGUAAAGAAACUAUGUUGAAAGGGGCAAGUUUUAUUGGUUAAGCCAUCUUUCACAUUGUAUGUUGCUUUUACUGUUGAACUUAAGUGUAGCUCUCACAUAAGGAAAUAUGCCUACAUCCACACUAAUAUGUUUUAGUUUGAAAACGUGUUGUUUUUGCUUAAUUUACGCCUUUAAUCCACACUGAAAAAGUGUUUUCCUCCCCUGUAAAUUGAGACUUUAGAAAACGCUCUCCAGCACUGCAUACUUCGGUAAAUUAUGACAUUUGAAACUGAAAAUUAAAGUUAAAAUUAAACAGAAAUUGAUUAGUUUGAACAUGGCUUGACUUAGUGUUAGAGAAGAGCACAGAUUUAUGACAGACAAUAUCUACAAAUUCAUAUUUCAGCCCAUAAAAUUAGAGUUACUUCAAAAUUUUAUCUCCUUGUUUUAUUUAAUUUGACUAAAUAUUUGUAGAUUGUUGCAGUUGUAGAUCAUUGUUUGGGGUGCUUUAAAUGUUUAAUAUUACACUUCAAUAGAAAUAACCUUUUUCAGUUGUUGUAACAUGCAUGUAAGCAACUUAACACGUAAUCUACUUGUACAUGAAGCACUAUCACAGAGGGCACAAACAAAAUUAAAAUCCAUUUCACUCAGUCUGACACAGCAUGAAUGUCAAAGGCUGAUAUUUAUCUAUAUAUUUUAAUAGUUUUGCAGCACAACAGUUUAUUUUAUCUAAAUCUUGAUUCAAACUUCUUGAUGGCACAGUUGUUUAAACUGGAAAAUAAUAGCAUCAAAAUCCUGAAUUAGACAUCUUUAAUGUACAUUUUGUAAUGCAGGGAAAUAGAAACAGUAUUCAGUUUAUGAUGCAAUUAAAAUUAUUUGUAUUUUUUAUAUUUUAGAUAUAAUGUUUUUAGUCUUCUCACACUGGGUGUUACAUAUUUUAUGCUCUGCAUAAAAUUUCAUGACAUUGACUAAAAUGAUACGUUCAUUUACCAUCAUUAUAUGAUAACACUGUGUUUUGUCAUUUUUACUGUCAGUACAAAUUUCUGUAUGACGCUCCAUUUAUAGGUUGCAUAAGGAUUAUGAUGGUUUAUGUCGGCAAACAUUUAUGGACAAAAACUUAUUCUAAAAUUUCAGUAUUGAGUAGAGGCAUAAGUCCUUUAUUAGUCCCAAACUACCAAGUGUUUUCUCUGUCUUUUUAAUUAAAUACCCUUUUAAAAUAAGAAUUGUAUAUUUAGAUAAAAUAUAUACAUUGACAGUAAGAGAUUUUCCUUGAUUUCAUAAAAUUAAAGGAGGCUUGUGACAAUACUUUAUAUGACUGGGGUGCAAAAGAAGUUCUUUUGUAUGAUGCAACGAGUUUUCAUUCAGCCACAACAUUAAAACCACCUGCCUAAUAAUGUGUAGGUCCCCCUUGUGCUGCCAAAACAGUGUUAACCCGCAUCUCAGAAUAGCAUUCUGAGAUGCUAUUCUUCUUACCACAACUGUACAGAGCGGUUAUCUGAGUUUCUGUAGACUUUGUCAGUUCGAACAAGUCUGGCCAUUCUCUGUUGACCUCUCUCAUCAACAAGGUAUUUCCGUCCACAGAAUUGCCGCUCGCUGGAUGUUUUUUAUUUUUGGAACCAUUCAGAGUAAAUCCUAGAGACUGUUGUGUGUGAAAAUCACAGGAGUUCAGCAGUUACAGAAAUACUCAAUCCAGCCCAUCUGGCACCAACAAUCAUCCAUGCGAUUAUCUAAUCAGCCAAUCAUGUGGCAGCAGUGCAGUGCAUAAAAUCAUGCAGAUACGGGUCAGGAGCUUCAGUUAAUGUUCACAUCAACCAUCAGAAUGGGAAAAAAAUGUGAUCUCAGUGAUUUGGACCGUGACAUGAUUGUUGUGGCCAGAUGGGCUGGUUUGAGUAUUUCUGUAACUGCUGAUCUCCUGGGAUUUUCAUAUACAACUGUCUCUUGAAUUUACUCAGAAUGGUGCCAAAAACAAAAAACAUCCAGUGAGCAGCAGUUCUGUGGAUGGAAAUAUCUUGUUAAUGAGAGAGGUCAACAGAGAAUGGCCAGAUUGGUUCGAACUGACAAAGUCUACAGUAACUCAGAUAACUGCUCUGUACAAAUGUGGUGAGAAGAAUAUCAUCUCCGAAUGCUAUUCUGAGAUGCGGGUUGGUGCUGUUUUGGCGGCACGAAGGAGAACUACACAAUAUUAGGCAGGUGGUUUUAAUGUUGUGGCUGAUCGGUGUAUACUUUGAUAGUGAUGAAUGUAAUUGUGUAUGCUAAUCAUUGUGUCAAUGUAACCAUAUGUAAAUUGUAACUACUGUAGAUUCUAGGUAUAUAGUUAGCUUCUGUCAGCUCAGAGAUGGAAUACAAGAGCUAGGCUGUGACUUUGUGACAAGAUCAUUAUUGAUCAGCUGAAUGUUUUUGUGCUUUAGCAAGAAACUGGUAAAAUUAAGAUUACUGUAAAAAGUGAUUACACCCAUACUGUUCUUGGGGCAUUACAUUCAUAUAAUUGAUGUUAAACUUUGCUUUGCUUUUAGGUGUUUUCCACAUUUGCUUUAACAAGCCUUUAACAUAUGUGGAAGUUUAAGCCACCUGUUAAUGUAUAAUUCAUUGUAAAAAGAUGACGGUUUUCUACACCCUUUUAUAUGGAAUAAGGGAAUGUAAUAAACUAUUUCAAACGAA